AUGUCACUCGAUUACAUCGACUCGUGCUACAGUAAUCGCAUUUUAAGUUCUCUUAACCAACAAAGGAAAAAUAAUGAACUUUGUGAUGUGGUUAUUAACGUGGGAGAACAGUCUUUUCACGUCCACCAAAACGUUCUGCUUUGUAUCAGUCCAAAGGUGAGAAGCCUCACCUCCCACUGUGACAUUGGCUUAUCAGAUGAGCUUUCUAUCAAUAUAGACACAAACUACAUGAGUGCCUCGUCAGUGGAGGAACUCUUGAAUUACUUUUACACUGGUAAGGUUAGUAUCACCAUGGAAAACGUGACGGAGCUACUAAGGGGGGUGAAGCUGUUUGAAAUCAAACGGUUAAAGAAUUAUUGCACGGAAUAUAUGCAAGCUUUCCUUAACAAAACCAACUGUUUUAGGGUUUUAAAAAUAGCUGAGAGCCAUGAUCUGCAAGAGCUUGCUGAAACAGCCUACAAAGUUAUCCGAGAUCAGUUCUUUAGCCAUGCAGCGAGCAAAGACCUUUUAGCUACCCCAUACAAGGUAUUUUCCAGGCUGAUUAAGGAUGAGAAGCUGUAUGCUCAAAAUGAAGAUCAUUUGUUCCUGACCAUGCUCAAGUGGACCAAACACAUGCCAAACAGGGUGAAACAUUUUGAGACGCUCUUCUCAUACCUCCAUCUGAGCAAUAUUUCAAGACCCAUUCUGCUCAAGCUCAGCAAGGAGGAGGACCUCAUCAAGAACAAUGUGGCCUGCAUUAAUAAAAUUAUGGAAGUGGUAGGACAUAAGAAGACAGAUGGCCCCAGAGACAUCAAUGUGUCUCAGAGGAAGGGAACUCUGAUAGAAGCGGUUCUCGUUCUGGGUGGACACAAAAUCGACGGCCAUUUCAGCAACAAAGUAUAUGCUUAUUUGAUCGCAGACAACAGAUGGGUAAAAGUGACUGACAUGCCAUACAAUGCAGCUGCCCCUGGUGCUGUUAGCCUAGGAAAGUACUUGUACCUGACUGGAGGGACUAAUGAACUAAAUCCCAGCCUGAAGGCAGCAUGGAGAUAUGAUUUGGAUAAAAACAUAUGGAGCAAAAUGCCAGACCUACCUGUUGGCCUGGUUUUCCACACUAUGGUGGCCUGCAGAGGAUCUAUAUUCACAGUAGGGGGCAGCAUUGCUGCCAAAAAGUACAUCUCUAACAUCUACAAGUUUGAUGAGGAAGAGGACAGGUGGGUGACCAUUGGGAAUAUGAGUGUUCCUUUGGACUGUGCAGAGGCUAUUCCCAAGCACAACAACAUUUAUAUUGUCACUGGGAGAUGCAUGGUAAAUGACAAGAUCAGCAGGGUGGGGGUUGUGGACUGCUUUGACGUCACUUGUGGAACAGUAAAGAAAUGUCUGACUUUCCCAAUUGAGUUCAGGCACAGGCCUAUAGUUUCAAUCCACAAAGGGGACAUGAUUAAAUUACAAAGCCACAAGCAGAGCUUGGACAUCAACAUGCAGAAAUGUAAAGUCGUCAAAUGCCCUAAUACCAUACCUCUUCUGCCUAAUAACGCCAAAUUGGAAAUAUCCUAUGCAGUGUGCCAGGUUGGUGACAAUGUGUUUGUGUGUGGAGGGACAACACCAGUGGAUGAGGUGAACAAUGUAUUCACUAUCAACCAAAGUGCUUUUCUAUUUAAACAAAAAAGUGGCGAGUGGGACAUUCUGGCCAAACCAAUUGAGUCAAUGGACAGCUCGGCAUGCUGCAGAGCUAAGCUGACAUGGAAGAUUGGGCAAACAUGUUUAAAACCUGAAAUCAAGACGAGUUUAAUCAAAGUGUCAGAUCUACAAUAA
This is a messenger RNA of Polyodon spathula (Mississippi paddlefish), 1794 nucleotides long. RefSeq names its product calicin-like. Lineage: Eukaryota; Metazoa; Chordata; Actinopteri; Acipenseriformes; Polyodontidae. Bases 1 to 1794 code for a protein of 597 amino acids. Gene Ontology annotation, molecular function: protein binding. The record is from RefSeq and is a predicted model, not a curated record. The transcript has a single exon.